AUGACAUCGGAUGAGCGUGACGCUGUUUUCUCCGUCGAAUCGCCGGAGCUGGAGGAAGACGGCAGCGCCGGUGGCGGAGUAGAAGUGGGAGGUGGAGGAGGAGAGACAGACUCCGACGAGGAUUUGCGUGAGAACGAAGAUGUUGUCAUGCCAGAGCCAAACGAGGCAGACGACGACGAUCCCGAAUACGAAGAUCUGAAUUCUCCGUCUAUGGUCUCCGCCGUUUCCACGGCUCCGCUACUCUCCGCGACGGCGAAGUCUUCCUCCACAGGCACCGUAACCGUCGCUCUUCCUUCCGGAUCCGCCGUACCCGUCGCCGCGAUCCACGCCGAUUCCGAUCCGAAAUGGCACCGCAUGACCGAGAUCGUCCAUCAGAGACCGCCGAUCGACGACUCCAGGCGUCUCUUCCAGAGGCUGUGGACCGACGAGGACGAGAUCGAGCUCCUCCGCGGCUUCCUCGAUUACAUCGCGAGCCACCGCGGCACCAGCUCGCAUCCGCCCGACACGGCGCCGUUUUACGAGCAGAUAAAAUCGAAGCUCCAGCUGGAAUUCAACAAGAACCAGCUCGUGGAGAAGCUCCGGCGGUUGAAGAAGAAGUACCGGAAUGUGAUGAGCAAGAUCAGCUCCGGCAAAGAGGUGUUCUUCAAAAGCCCCCACGAUCAAGCGACUUUCGAUAUCUCUAGGAAAAUCUGGAAUCAAACCGGCAAAAUCAUAGGGUUUGAAGAUAACAAUGUGAUGGAUUUCGAGGAAACCAACCAUGUAAAUAACAACACCAAUGGUAGCUCAGCUUUCAACGUCUCCAUUGUUAAUCCGAAUGUGGAGAUUGAUUCUGAGAACGGGAUGGAGAAGAAAGUGACGAUGAGUAGCAGUAGUGGUUCGAGAAAACGAUCACGAUCGAGAGUAGGAAAGAUCGAUGAGGAUAAGUCCGUUCUCGGUGACGGGGCAAUUCCAAAUGUUAACCUUAACGAGAGUGUAGCUGCCGUUGGUGAUUUCGGUGAGGGGCGGAAUCUAGGAGGGUUGAUAGAAGAGACGGUGAGGAAUUGUGUGUCACCGAUGAUCAAAGAGAUGAUGAAUGGUACGACGGGGAUGAUGAUGGCUGCUGUUGGAGGAUUCCCGGGAGGUGGUGGUCAUGCGUUAGGUGUGUUGAGCCCAAUGCUGAUGCAAUCGCUGAAUGUUGGGUUUGGUGGUGGUGGAGGUAAGGGAUUAGGAGAUGAACGGUGGAGGAGGCAACAGAUUCUGGAGUUGGAAGUUUACUCGAGGAGAUUAGAAUUGGUUCAAGAGCAGAUUAGAGCCACGGUUAAUGAGUUAAAGACAAUGCCUAAUGGAGGAUGA
Microthlaspi erraticum is the source of this 1332-nucleotide messenger RNA. The record is from the annotation of a GenBank genome assembly. Lineage: Eukaryota; Viridiplantae; Streptophyta; Magnoliopsida; Brassicales; Brassicaceae.